Molecule: messenger RNA, 2874 nt
Organism: Panicum virgatum (switchgrass)
Lineage: Eukaryota; Viridiplantae; Streptophyta; Magnoliopsida; Poales; Poaceae
Product: protein SMAX1-LIKE 5-like
Exons: 3
Coding region: 277-2529 (750 amino acids)
Source: RefSeq, a predicted model, not a curated record
GACGAUAAAGCCGCUUUUGCGUCGGAUCCCAGCCGUAGCAGCCAUACAACCCUAGCUACAAAACCCAAAGAAAGAAAUCGUUCGAAAAAAUAGAAAACCCAGAGAAAGCUACGCGCGCGUCCAUUGCCAAAUAAACAGCAAUCCGCCACGGUUGAAGCAGUGGCUGGCCGGUCUCAAGGUUGAAGAGAACACCACCUGCACCAACACGCUUCGAUUCACACAGCAGCAGCAGCAACAGGACGCAGGUGUGCAGUGAGCCGCAGCUCGAUCGCCGCGAUGCGGGCGGGCGGAUACACGGUGCACCAGUCGCUCACCGCCGAGGCCGCCGCGGUGCUCAAGCUCUCCCUGGGCCUGGCGCGCCGCCGCGGCCACGCGCAGGUCACGCCGCUGCACGUCGCCUACACGAUGCUCGGCGGCGCCUCGUCGUCGUCCCCGGCGCCGCUCCUCCCCACAGCCGCCUCCACGCCGGCCUACAGCCUCCUCUGGCGCGCCUGCGCCAGGACCCACGCGAGCGCCGCGCCGCCGCCGCCGUACCCCUCCCAUCCGGCGCAGUGCCGGGCGCUGGAGCUCUGCUUCAACGUCGCGCUCAACCGGCUCCCGACGGCCAAUGCGGUGGCGGGCUCGCCGCUCUCGUCGCCGUCCUCGUCCUCGGCGUCGUCCACGUCCUUCGCCGCGUCCAUCCUCCACCAGCCCAGCCCGACGCUGUCCAACGCGCUCGUCGCCGCGCUCAAGCGCGCGCAGGCCAACCAGCGCCGCGGCUGCGUCGAGCUCCAGACCCAGCCGCCGUCGCCGCCUGGCCCGGCAUCCACCUCCCCGCAGCCGCAGCAGCCGAUGCUCACGAUCAAGGUCGAGCUGGACCAGCUCAUCAUCUCCAUCCUCGAUGACCCCAGCGUGAGCCGAGUGAUGAAGGAGGCCGGCUUCUCCAGCGCCGCCGUCAAGACCAACCUCGAGGAGGAGGGCGCCGCCAUGAUGCUCGGCCCCGGCCACCACCACGGCACCUCGACAACACCAUCAUCCUCCCCUGCUCUAGCGCCCGCCCAGGUCGUCCCGUCGUCGCUGUCCUUCCUGGAGCCGUGUGGCUACCCCGGCGGCGCGUCGUGGCCGGCGCCGUUCUUGAACUACCGGCCCGACGUCGAGCUCGAAUCGCCAAGCAAGGAGGAGGACGUGAGGGCGAUCCUGCAAGUGAUGUCGCGGACGUAUGGGGGAAGAACUAACCCCAUGGUCGUCGUCGUCGUCGGCGACUCGGUGUCCGUCGCUGAGGCAUCGGUCGCCGCGCUGGUGAGCCGCCUGCUGGAAGGAGGCGACGUCCCCGACGAGCUCCGCGGCGCGCGCGUCCUCCGGCUCCACCUCUCCCACGUCCACGUCCGGCUCAUGGCCAAGGCCGACGUGGACGCGUGCGUGGCGGACCUGCGCCGCACCGUCGCCGCCACGGCCGCAACAACCAACACCAGAACCGGAGGCCUGGUCAUCGACGUCGGCGACAUGCGCUGGGCCGUCGACGAGGACGAUGACGAGGCCCGCGCCGUGGCGGCGUCCGGCGGCUUCAGCCCCGCAGCGCACCUGGCCGCCGAGCUGGCGCGCCUGGUGGGCGAGCUCCGCGGCGGGCGCGCCUGGCUGGUGGCGGCCGCGAGCUACGGAACCUACAUGCGGUGCCAGCAACGGUCGUCCCUGGAGGCGACGUGGGCGCUGCAGCCGGUGGCCGUCCCCGCCGGCGCCGGCCUCGGCCUGGCGCUCGGCCCACGCGCCGCAACAAGCAUCCAAACGGACGGCAAUGUUGCCCAACUUGCAAAGUUUCCACUGAUGGAUUCCUCACCCGGAGAAGAGGAUGGCGUGCCGGUCAUGUGCGAGGAAUGCGCCAGGAGCUACGAGACUGAAGCAUCAGCUUUGAGAGCAAAGGCAGAGGGCACCAAUCUUGCGCUGACCUUCUUCCCUGGUUGGCCGCAGGCAGACGAGCCUCAGACGUCGCACAAGGAUGAUCUGAUGUAUCUGAAGAGGAAAUGGAGCAGGUUGUGCCGGAGGGUUCACUUGCAACGCAGCCAGCCGACUGGCCCGGCCAAUGCAACCACCUCCUCCCGCAAUCCGGGCCUCUGCUUAAGCUUUGGGACUAAGGAGAUCAAGCACCAGGUUGUGAAGACCACGCUCAGCCUGUUUCCUCCGGACUCCGCUGAGACGCUGGACGAGUUCCGCUGUCACAGGAGCGAGGACACGGACACGGAUGCAAAGCAAGCAACAGCGCAGGAAUCGGACACGAUGACUGAUUCCAUGGACAUGGAGAAUGUUCUGCAGCUGUGGACCGAUGAGCAGCCGUCUGGCGAUCUCAAGAGGAAGGCCGGUAAUGUCCGGCUGCCGAGGGAAUCCAAGCGCUGGAGGGGCGGUUGCAGCCUUGAUCUCAACCUCUGUGCUGACGGCGAGGAAAGUCAGGAUGGUGGCUGCACCAGCAGCGAAGAAGAUGAGCUCGUUCCAAGCGACUUAACGAACGACCGCCAAGGCAGCGGUGAUGGGACCGACAGCCUCGGCAGCCAUUGUUAGACUGUGGCCUUGGAUCGCCGAGCGAUGGCUCCAAUAAUCCAUGGUGGUAGGGACGCCGGAGAUGGAGGCAGCUGCUGGAGAGGAGGAGGUGGUCGUUGCUUCUCUUGCACAGGGUUUACAAUCCCGACCGGUCCGGUCCAACCGCCGCCCUCCGGUAGCGGUUUACUGGACCGGUUUGACCGGAAACUGGUGGAAACCGGUUGAAUUCUAAUCCAAAUUCAAAAUCGCAUGUGUAAACGGUUCCGACCGGUAUACCGACCGGUUUGACCAGUUUACCGGCCGGUUUGACCGGUUUACCGGUGUUUUAACCAAAAAAUCCGCAAAGGUGAUUUCCCAGUUUGACCG